Salvia splendens (bonfire salvia) is the source of this 1944-nucleotide messenger RNA. Its product is annotated as dehydrogenase/reductase SDR family member on chromosome X. The transcript is spliced from 11 exons. The record is from RefSeq and is a predicted model, not a curated record. The coding region runs from base 657 to 1814 and encodes 385 amino acids. NCBI's taxonomy places the organism in Eukaryota, Viridiplantae, Streptophyta, Magnoliopsida, Lamiales, Lamiaceae.
CUCCACAACUCCACAACUCCCCUACAAAAAUUCUUCAAGCACUCGCGACCAGUUGUCUCCCCGACGUGAAGGUACUCGUCGAACAUAUCCGCCGUGGUGCCAUAGGCCAACUGCCGUAGCGCAACAAUGCACAUCUGCAACGGCGAUGCCAUCUUCCCGAUACUGGAAGUAUUCAUCACGUGACUCCAACGUUUGGACAAUGCUGAGAAAAAGAUAACGAUGCAUUUUAAAUCGGCGGUGAAAAACGGUCGGGCCCCACCGCGGUUGCUCGACAAAAUAGUCUGCAAAUAGACGUUCGUGAGCUACGGCAUGUUCGCAUCGGCCUGGGGAUCUGCUCCGCCGCCGCCGCCUCCACGCGCUGCAUUUCGGCUAAGCAUUCUGCCAUUGUAUCAUUAACGGCAUCGAAUAAGGCCCGAGUCAACGAGCGACUAACGCCCUCGGAGGUUUCUGUUCCCUCUCUCAUUGCUCAAGGAACAAAUUUAAGGUUUUGAGGUGCGAGCGCCUUUUAGCUCACAACUGCUUGUUCUUUGCCGAAAAGGUUCAAUUUUGAGCCACUCUUGAUCAAACAUUUUCUUUUGGAAAAUUCCUUUUUGCAAAUCUUAUCGACUAUUCACCUUUUAUGUGUAGUAUAGAAGUAUAUUGAAAGGAAAAGAAAAAUGGAAGUAGUGAAAAAUUUAGUUGAGAUUAUUAGUUUUAUGUGCAACUCCGAGUUCUGGAGAAUGGCAAUGCUUUGGACGCUUUCUCUCAUCUCUUCCUAUAUGAGCCUGUUCUAUCAAACCUUAUUCCCGCAAGAGUCGAGAUGCUACCCUCGUUGUUCACUGAAAGACUCGACUUUUGUGUCUCCAUUCGUGGAUAGGCCAAUCUGCAUAAUAACCGGGGCCACGUCGGGUUUGGGUGCUGCCGCUGCACACGCUCUAGCGAAGGAGGGAUUUUAUGUCGUUCUUGUUGGAAGAUCAUCCGAGUUCUUAUCGCAGGCUGUAUCCGAGAUCAAGAGUCGAAACCCUGAUGCUUACCUAAAAGCUUUUAAGGUCGAUUUGUCUUCCUUCGAGUCGAUCCUCGAGUUCAAACACUCGCUCGGGCAAUGGCUACAUGACUCAAACAUGCAUCCGUCUGUUCAGCUCCUGCUAAACAAUGCCGGGAUUUUAGCAACUUCGCGUAGAGUUACUUCUGAAGGAUAUGAUCAGAUGCUCGCCAUGAAUUACAUUGGGGCAUUUUGUCUCACCAAAGUUUUGCGUCCCCUUCUUGAAAACAGCGUGGUUCCUUCCCGUGUGGUGAACGUCUCAUCAUUUACUCAUCGAAAUGUUUGCUGCAGGCACGCGGACACAGAAACCAUAUCCGGGAAAUUCUUUAUGAAAUCAAAGUAUUACCCGUAUGCAUCUAUUUACGAGUAUUCUAAAUUAUGCAUAUUGCUCUUCUCGUAUGAGCUUCACCGGAAAGUUGGUCUAACGAAGAAAUCUCAUCAUUUAUCCAUUGUUGCUGCGGAUCCUGGUGCCGUGAAAACAAACAUCAUGCGAGAAAUCCCUUCAUUCGUGUCGACAAUGGCUUACACAGCAAUGAAACUCUUAGGUGUUCUUCAGUCCUCAGAAACCGGUGUGAACGCUAUUGUUGACGCGGCACUGGCCCCUCCGGAAGUAUCAGGGGUCUAUUUUUUCGGAGGGAGAGGUCGGAGUUUGAACUCUUCUGCUCUUUCAUAUGAUGCCGGGCUUGCAAAGGAUCUCUGGGAUGCUUCGUGCGGCUUGUUCGAAGAGCUGCAAGAGGCCGCCCGACAAGAUGGGAACUGUGCUGCUCGUACCGAUGAUAUCCGAGAUAAAUAGAUUCGUACUCUUUAGAUGUUCAAGAGAAAACCUCUGUAUGUUACUUUUUCCAAUUAUUAUGUGGAGUAAUUAUUAUUUUAAUAUACUCCUAAAUAGGGCAUUUUAUUGGUGAAUAAAUGAAAUUAAUCCC